UAGUGUGGAUCGAUGCCCAUAAAUAGCUCAAAGUCUCCCUCUUCCAACUCCACAGUACUCUACUGAAGCUUGUUUGAUAGUCAAUCGAUCAUAUUCAUGGCGAAGGACAUUGAGGGGGCGGAAGAGAGCGCCAAGGACUACACCGACCCACCGCCGGCGCCGCUGAUCGACACAGAGGAGCUCACCAAGUGGUCGCUCUACCGCGCCGUCAUCGCGGAGUUCAUCGCCACCCUGCUCUUCCUCUACGUCACCGUCCUCACCGUCAUCGGGUACAAGCACCAGUCCGACCCCGGACUCAACUCCACCGACGCGGGAUGCAACGGCGUCGGCGUACUCGGGAUCGCCUGGGCCUUCGGCGGCAUGAUCUUCAUCCUCGUCUACUGCACCGCCGGCAUCUCCGGCGGGCAUAUAAAUCCGGCGGUGACGUUCGGGCUGUUUCUGGCGAGGAAGGUGUCGCUGGUGAGGGCGCUGCUGUACAUCGUGGCGCAGUGCCUGGGGGCCAUCUGCGGGGUGGGGCUGGUGAAGGGGUUCCAGCGGGCGUUCUACGUGCGCUACGGAGGCGGCGCCAACGAGCUCAACGACGGGUACUCCAAGGGAACUGGCCUCGCCGCCGAGAUCAUCGGCACCUUCGUCCUCGUCUACACCGUCUUCUCCGCCACCGACCCCAAGCGCAACGCCCGAGACUCCCACGUCCCGGUUUUGGCUCCGCUUCCCAUCGGGUUCGCAGUGUUCAUGGUGCACCUGGCGACGAUUCCGAUCACCGGCACGGGCAUCAACCCGGCGAGGAGUUUCGGAGCCGCGGUCAUCUACAACCAGGACAAGGCUUGGGAUGACCAGUGGAUCUUCUGGGUGGGGCCAUUCAUUGGGGCUGCGAUCGCAGCGGCAUAUCACCAGUACGUCUUGAGGGCGAGCGGCGCCAAGGCAUCGGGUUCCUUUCGCAGCAACGCUUGAGAUCGUUAUCUACUGUAGCCAUUGUGAAGGGUCGACAAUGGAAAAUAAUGAAAAAUGUGGACGAAAACGAACAACAUUCUCCGUUUCACUUUCAACUGCAUCAAGUUAGCAGACAAUGUUCCAAGAUUCAACAGUUGUUUUCUGAUUAAAUAAUUCAUGGAUGGGGAAACAAAAAUUCCAAAAAGACAAACGGUUGGCGAGAAUGGGAAUCACACAGAAUACGAU
Zingiber officinale is the source of this 1176-nucleotide messenger RNA. RefSeq names its product probable aquaporin PIP2-2. Bases 97 to 951 code for a protein of 284 amino acids. Gene Ontology annotation, biological process: transmembrane transport. Gene Ontology annotation, molecular function: water channel activity. Gene Ontology annotation, cellular component: plasma membrane. The transcript has 3 exons. NCBI's taxonomy places the organism in Eukaryota, Viridiplantae, Streptophyta, Magnoliopsida, Zingiberales, Zingiberaceae. The record is from RefSeq and is a predicted model, not a curated record.